Botrytis porri is the source of this 614-nucleotide messenger RNA. RefSeq lists its product as uncharacterized. The transcript has 2 exons. Bases 39 to 614 code for a protein of 191 amino acids. The record is from RefSeq and is a predicted model, not a curated record. Lineage: Eukaryota; Fungi; Ascomycota; Leotiomycetes; Helotiales; Sclerotiniaceae.
UCUACUGCACCUCCAAUUACACGAUUUUCUAACCCAGGAUGGAUUACGGAAGAAGAAAUUCUGAUAAUACUAAGGAUCAUCUGCCCCACAGGGUAGUCGUUGCCGAGAUUCAUCGAGCUCCCCCAACUCUUCCAAGAAACGACAUAAACAAUAUGCCUCAUAGGUACGGCAAUAGAGAAGGACAACGCCCAAACCAGUAUCCUCUCUUCGAAAGUAGAGAACUGUCUCAGCGAAGGAUCAACGCGAAUAGAACGGGACCUGUUCCUUUGUACGAGUAUCCUGUCACCACGCCAGACAAGUCUUCUCUCGACUACAGCCGAGCAAAGGUAGAGCCGAGAGCAGUCCCUCCGCAUGAGCGAGCGAUGAGGCUCGAACUGGAGACUAGACUCAACGAUGUGGGGCUCAUGAGGGGCAAUACUGGUCCUGAUAAAAAGAUUGUCGGCGCAAUAUAUCAUCCUGUUGGGGAUGGUGCUGGAUUUGCUCGUGCGGAGCUCCAGCCACUUGACCGUCAGGGAAGAGAACAUAAUCGAAUGCUUCAUGAGCGAGCGCAGCAUGUCCCUCGGUCAUCAGCUUGCCAACUAAAGCAACUAGAUAAGAAGUUAUAUACAGGCUAG